AUGCUGCUCCUGUUGAUCGUCUGCUCAAAUCUACCGAGCACAACGGCUUUUACACCUACACCCAUGUGGAUGCGUGGGUUAUGGUGCGUUGCUCAGUAUACUGAAUCCUCUCAAACCUAUACACAAAUUGGACAAGCAUUCUUUUACAACAAUGGAACCAUCACUCACAAUUUUCUCGAUAAUCUGGCAUUCACUCAGGUGACUCAUUUUCUGACGAUCGACAAUACUGAUGAGACCGAUGGAAUCUAUCAAGUCUACACAAACACGACGCAAGGUCCUCCAGAAUAUGUCAAUAAAGCUUCGUGUUUCUGGUACCGUCAAAUGUCCAAUGGAGAUGUCGCAUCGGGACGUCAGUCGAAUGGUACCUGUACACGCACUUUCGAAUUAGAUACUACAUCCACUGCUAUCCGAUACACGCGCAAUCCUUCGACAUGCCACUUCAUCGAUGAUGAAGAUACAAAUCUCGUUCUCUCGGAUACGUCAUUUGAAAAAAAUCAGAUACUUGCAUUAGAUCGCCAGCUACCUUUGGCAAAACGAAGAGGCAUCGUUUUCUAUGGCAGUUCAUCGAUUCGUCUAUGGUCAAAUUUAUCAUCGGAUUUUCCCUAUUACACUGUCUUGAAUCGAGGUUUCGGAGGUUCAGCAUUAACACAGUGUUUGAGAGAAUGGAAACGGAUCGUUUAUCCACUGGAGCCAAGUGUGAUUAUUCUCUAUGCCGGCGAAAACGAUAUUGCUGCUGGUAAUUCACCCUCGAAUAUACAAUCUGCUUUUCGUCGGCUCAUUCCAGCCAUCCGUCGUUUCUAUCCAAAUAUACCUAUCGGUUACAUUUCAGUGAAACCGAGUCCGUAUCGGAUCGAUAAGAUAUCGAAAUUGAACGAAACGAACAUUCGUAUUCAAGGCGAUAUCAAACUGCUCUUUCCAGAUGUUACUUUCAUUAAUAUUUGGCCACAGAUGCUAACGACAGACGGGCAACCACGGCGGGAAUUAUUCGGAUCCGACACGUUACAUAUGAAUGCAAAAGGCUAUGCGAUCUGGGCGAAAGCAGUUAAUAAUUAUUUGAGCACAGUGUGA
Rotaria socialis is the source of this 1068-nucleotide messenger RNA. NCBI's taxonomy places the organism in Eukaryota, Metazoa, Rotifera, Eurotatoria, Philodinida, Philodinidae. The record is from the annotation of a GenBank genome assembly.